CAGCACCAAAGCCUUUACCUACUUUUACAAAACCUCAACUACAGCAACCUACUCCAGUAACGUCCUCUGCGCCAGGGAGUUCUGUAACAGUAACCACUACAACGCAAGCUUCAACGUCAUUAUCAUUUUCAACUCCAAGCCUUUUACAAACUAAGAUAGGCAGUAUUACACAAGCCAAGCCAAGUGUGCCAAUAAUUACAGCACCACUAUCAACAUCUACUACGACUUCUACUGCGUCUAUUAUUAAACCAGCUUUGUCGUCGACUCCAGUGACAACAGCCACAACUAGUGCUCCUGACCAGAUACCUUCCUGGUUGAAAAAUAAUAAUAUCGAAGGUAUAAUUAAAAAAUGGACGACAGACUUGGAUAAUUGUACCAAAAAGUUUCACAAUCAAGUUAGAGAAGUCAAUCAAUGGGAUCAAAAGAUUAUUGAGAAUAAUGGCAGGGUAACCAGACUCGGAGAGCAAAUAAAUAAAGCCGAUUCACUUCAGGAAGAAAUUAACAUUUGUCUAAAUAGUGUUGAGGCUCGUCAGCAGGAGCUUGAAAAAGUUUUGUCAGAGUACGAAGAAAAAUUUGGUGACCCUAGUUUGGAAGCAAUGAACCCAUUAGACAAGGAAAGAGAAAAAAC
Dentiscutata heterogama is the source of this 628-nucleotide messenger RNA. Lineage: Eukaryota; Fungi; Glomeromycota; Glomeromycetes; Diversisporales; Gigasporaceae. The record is from the annotation of a GenBank genome assembly.